Messenger RNA from Alternaria alternata, 2277 nucleotides. RefSeq lists its product as hypothetical. The coding region runs from base 1 to 2181 and encodes 726 amino acids. The transcript has a single exon. The record is from RefSeq and is a predicted model, not a curated record. Lineage: Eukaryota; Fungi; Ascomycota; Dothideomycetes; Pleosporales; Pleosporaceae.
AUGUCUGCUUCAACGGCCACUACAACCGGUUCCAACACGCCUGCCAACAAAGUCAACGCUUCUGCUACGCUUAGCGAAGACGAAUCCUUCCACAAGAUAGCGGCCGAGGCAGAGGCGAAGCAUGUUGCGAAUGUCGCGACUCAAAAUAGAAAGCUUGAAAUGGUUGAGAAGAAGCUCAAUGAGAAGCUUUCAUCCAAUGGCAAGGCACUAGUUCUCAAGGACAAGCCUACUCGACCUACACAUCGACCCACGAGGAAAAAUCGCAAGCCGCUUUCCCCACCUAGCAAUAAGGAGCACGACACCCGAACAGCUGCAGUGGAUAUCAAAGCUACUAUCAAGGAGAAAAGGCAGCUCGCCAUUUUAUCAACUUCUCGUCCGAGUCUUAACUACGACAGGAUUAUCGAGCAACGCGUGGUCAACGGCGUCGUUGAGCGCAUUACCCAGCCUGACAACUCCCAACACACAUCUGUGGUGAACAAGACACUUCCUAUCUACAGCUACGUAGAUAUUGUCGAGCAGCGCGUAGUCAACAACGUCGCUGAGCGUAUUCCUGAGUCUGCCGAUACGCCUCAAGCUGCCGCCUCUAAUAUCGACACUGACUCAGAUUCGGCUGCUGAGUCUGACAACGAUACAGAAGAACACGUUCCCAAACUGGUACAAGAGUCUUCUACUGCCCACCAAAGUACGGAUUCACUUUUGGAAAGAUCUAGCUCUGUCAAGGCUGCCAGCGCCACCGCAUCAUCCCACGUCUAUGACGAUGUCUCGAUGACCGAUGUCGACAAUGAGGCGCUGCUUCUCAGCUUUGCGAAGGAGGCAGCACUGGCCGCUGCUCCAGUCGAGCUUCCCGUUACUGCAUUCAAGGAUCAAAAGCCUAACAAGGCCAAGGAGAAGGAUGCAAAGGCUUCUGACCUUCUAAAAGAGGUGGCUAUGGUCGAUUUAGAAGUACCUCAGAAGCAGCUCAAGCUCGACACCGCAAGGACCGCUACUGGGAUUGCCGACCCCACCACUCUAGCGGACGAUGGAUAUGUGACGGCGCUUCUGAAAAUGCCAAAUGGCCCUGGCGUAACUAGAAAAUCUCGUAACCUUCAUGAGAAGCAAGUUGCGAUGCACAUCACCCCUUUCGCAUUGCCAGUCACUGCACCAAAGCAAGAUAAGACCCUAAAAGCCAACCAAAAGGUAGUCAAGGUUGGUGGAAAGAAAAUAGUCUCGUGUGAGACGGACGACUCCGAUUUUGUCGCUUCUCUUCUCUCCAAGCCCAACGGCCCAGGCGAGAGGAAAAAGGUUCACGAUCUUCACAACCAUCUUGUCCAAAUGCACGUCCCAUCAUACAAGCUUCCGUUUUCUGCUCAUGGGCAAAAGAAGACUAAAAGGACGAAGUCUGUUGAUACCCCUGUCGCGAAGUUUAUCCAUGGACCUGUUGCUGUCGACGCAUCAGCAGACGACACAGAGCUUAUUGUUGGCGAUUACGCAUCCAAUGUUGCUAAUUUGAAAGCCGAAAAUUCCAUACACGACAAGGGAACUCUCAUCGGCAGCGUCUCCCAAAUUAACCCUUUCCCCAUCAAUAAAGCUAAGGACAAUCUGCAGCAGAUCGACGUUCGGGUUACAGACACCAUCGAGAAGCAAGUCAUUCCUGAUGACACUACCCCAGUAACCCCUCCCACAUCUGAUCUCGACUUCUCCUCCUCUGGCUCAGACUACCCAAAGUCAACCAAGACUUCCCGUCGCUCCUCCUUGGUGCCUGCCGUUGAUUCUAUUCGCCGCAAGGCUGAAAAAGCGCGCACCACCUUCCUUGGGAAAACCUCUUUAGAGAUGUUCGUGAAUAUACUCGACUUCGAGCGUUGCGACGGAACGACCACCAAAGAUGACGUCUGCAAGGCCUUUGCUUCCCUUGCUGGUUGUCCCAUUGCCAGUCUGGAAUCUGUCAAGAUUCAGCGCAAGAUCAAACUAGGCGGCACUUCACUCUAUGGCUUCCUUCAUCAACUCGACUUCGAUGACAAUGACAUCACUCUCAUUGGCAAGGUCAUGAAGACCUUCGAAGAGGCGGCCAAGAAUGAAUUGGUAUCUUCUAAGCUGGACCUUGCUUUAUGGCUUGCGGAAUCGUCUCGGGAUGACGGCAGUCAUCAGGGUCUGCACUCCCAGCAUGCUUCUAAACUCAGCGCGUUCAGACAAAUUAUCGCAUAAGUCACAUCAAUAUUCAUGAUCGGGGUCGAGUGUUAGGCAUCCGCCAUUUAGGAUGCAGUUCUUGAUUGUUUGGUAUUUGCGAAACCUUUUUCCGCU